UGACAACAAAACUUGGGUAACCCGUAUGUCCGGUUUGGUAUCGCCAUAUUUGGUUGUUUGGCGCUGUCGUCCACUUCCAUAUUUGAGAGUGGACAAAAUCUGCACGUGCCACUCUCUUGAAUGCCAAAUUUUAUAUACUCCGUUUUAACAUGGAGAGCCUAGAACAAGGUUCUUCCGGAGGUGCUAGCGAUAUGCGAUGUCGCACUUCUUCAUUCAUCGUAGAAGACGACCCUGAUGAUGAAGUUAGCGUGGAAGAGUACGACCCACCACUGCUGGGUCGUACGGCAUAUCGACCAAGUGGAGACCAAACGGAAUCCGCGUUUGAAAGUGCGUGUAAAGUUGCCCGGUUGGAGAAAAAUGAAGACGCCCAUCAUGUCCAACCUACGGAAGUUAGUGGUGAGCAACCCAGAAAAAAGAAAACCCGUGGGAGAGUGAAGAUUGACAUGGAAUUUAUCCAAAAUAAGUUACGCCGUUACACGACGUUCAGCAAGCGCAAAAGUGGCAUCAUGAAGAAGGCUUAUGAGUUAAGUACGCUGACAGGUACACAAAUGCUACUCCUUGUUGCUUCUGAAACCGGACAUGUUUAUACCUUUGCUACUCCCAAACUUCAGCCAAUGAUUACCUCGGAAAGUGGCAAGGCUCUCAUACAGACAUGCUUGAACUCGCCCGAUGUCAUCACUGGUCAUGGUGAUACAGAACAGAGAAUGUCAAGCACAGGUUUUGAGGAGCCUGAACUCUCAUAUACAGUUCAAGAUGAGGAGGGAAGAGAGCAAAAUAUUUCAGACCAAGGACAUGGAUCCAGCAGCUGUCAGUCAGCACCAGUGAGUCAGUUGCUCUUCAGUGAUGCAGGUCAUUCUUUACAGCCAUCAUCCAAUGGUCAGCGAACUAGGUCAACCACUGACAUUACACCCAUUGUAACAGGAAGCUUGCCUCUCACUAUUCAUCCUAGUGUUGCAAUUUCUGGAUUUAACAUUAUUCCUACUUCUGGGAAAGGGCCAACUCUUUCGUCUGGCUCGCCAAUUGUUCCUCAAUAUGCGGGCAUCCCAACAACACUUGGUUUCUCAAGUCAAGCCCUACUGGCUCAACUGCAGUGUAGUGCUCAAGCAGUGCAAGCAGCUAUAAUGCAGCAGCAGCAGCAACAACAUCAACAGCAACAACAACAACAACAUCUAAGACAAAAACAAGGAGUUGAAUCAGGUGCAAAGGACUUACCUGAAGGUAAUCCAGCUCAAAGUAAAAAUGCAGCUUCUGGAGAACCUCAAGCAUCUAGCUUGUUCUCUCACGACAAUAAUUGUGAUCCUGCGUCGACAUGUGCCACCAACACAAACCGUUCUAGUGUUGCUGGUAUGACUAAUUAUUCCAGUCCAAUGCUCCAAGCUAGUGUCACACCAAUGUCACAGUUGUUCAAUGUACCUAUGUCAGUAGAAGUUCCUGUUCCAUCUUCUAGCACUAUUACAACAAUUACAACAAAUAGCCCUGGACCUAUCACCUCUCCUACUAUCCACAGUGUUUCUCAUGCCCGAAGUCCCCCUCCUCUCACACUGGACAUGUCUUCUCAACUUGGUGGUAUUCCCCAGUACCAACUAUUACCUCAGCAAAUGCUGAGUAGUUCCGCUACCACUGAUGGUCACAUUGCAUCUAUCAUCCUAAAUCCAGCUGGUGCUGCUGGUGGUGGAUUAGCUCUAGGAAGGAUGUCACGGCAGUCAGGAAAUGAACUCAGUGCUUCUCAUGAGAAUAAAACCCAGCUGUGACCCCACUCAGGAAGACUUCAUUUCAGUGACAGUACCAUAGCAGUUGACUUUCUAGAUGACUGUUUUCAUUAGCUUCCAUUGCACUUACUUGCUACACAUAGUGCUUGUGUCCUAACAUUUGUUUGCUAGAAAGAAGAGUGGAAUGUUUAGGUUUAUAGAUUGUACAUAUUGGUAUUAAUUCAGAUAUUAAACAAAUUGAAACGCUCUGCAAUGAAA
Molecule: messenger RNA, 1967 nt
Organism: Corticium candelabrum
Lineage: Eukaryota; Metazoa; Porifera; Homoscleromorpha; Homosclerophorida; Plakinidae
Product: serum response factor homolog
Exons: 3
Coding region: 150-1751 (533 amino acids)
Biological process (GO): positive regulation of transcription by RNA polymerase II
Molecular function (GO): RNA polymerase II cis-regulatory region sequence-specific DNA binding; DNA-binding transcription factor activity, RNA polymerase II-specific; protein dimerization activity
Source: RefSeq, a predicted model, not a curated record